Molecule: messenger RNA, 1818 nt
Organism: Nakaseomyces glabratus
Lineage: Eukaryota; Fungi; Ascomycota; Saccharomycetes; Saccharomycetales; Saccharomycetaceae
Product: arginine--tRNA ligase
Biological process (GO): arginyl-tRNA aminoacylation; mitochondrial translation
Cellular component (GO): mitochondrion; cytoplasm
Molecular function (GO): arginine-tRNA ligase activity; ATP binding
Source: RefSeq, a predicted model, not a curated record
AUGACUAGCUUGACAGCCCAAUUGAAAAAUCUAUCUAUUGAAGAGCCAAAGGCUCUUGAAGGUUCUUUCCCAGAAGUCAAUGUUGUUGAUUUGAUGAGAAACUAUAUUGCCCAGGAACUGAGCAAGAUUUCCGGCGUCGAUGCUGCUCAAAUCUUCCCUGCAUUGGAAUGGACUAACACCAUGGACAGAGGUGAUCUUUUGAUCCCAGUUCCUAGAUUGGUCAGAACCAAGGGCUCCAACCCAAGAGAAAUUGCUACUGAAUGGGCCGAGAAGUUCCCAUGCGGUGACUUUCUGGAAAAAGUUGAAGCCAACGGUGCCUUUGUUCAAUUCUUCUUCAAGCCAGAAUUCCUAUACAAGACUGUUAUCCCGGAUGUUAUCACUAGAGGUGAAGAAUAUGGUGCUUGCAAAAUGGUCGACAACAAAAAGAUCAUCAUCGAAUUUUCCUCCCCAAACAUUGCCAAGCCUUUCCAUGCUGGUCACUUGAGAUCCACCAUUAUCGGUGGUUUCUUGUCCAACCUUUACGAAAAGCUUGGUUGGGAUGUCACUAGAAUGAACUACCUAGGUGACUGGGGUAAGCAAUUCGGUGUCUUAGCCGUUGGUUUCGAAAGAUAUGGUGACGAAGAAAAGCUAGCCAAGGAUCCUAUCCACCAUCUAUACGAAGUUUACGUUCGUAUCAACAAGGACAUCGAAGAAGAAGGUGACUCUCUACCUGAAUCUGAAUCUACCAACGGUAAAGCUCGUGAAUACUUUAAGAGAAUGGAAGAUGGUGACCCAGAAGCUUUGAAAAUUUGGAAGAGAUUCCGUGACUUCUCUAUUGAAAAGUACAUUGACACUUACGCCCGUCUAAAUAUUAAAUACGAUGUCUACUCAGGUGAAUCCCAAGUUUCUAAAGAAUCUAUGCAAACGGCCCUAAAAAUGUUCCAUGAGAAAAACUUGACUCACGAAGAUAGAGGUGCUACUCUAAUUGAUUUAACAAAGUUCAACAAAAAGCUCGGUAAGGUCAUUGUUCAAAAAUCAGAUGGUACUACUUUAUACUUGACUAGAGAUGUUGGUGCUGCCAUGGACCGUUACGAAAAAUAUCAUUUCGAUAAAAUGAUUUAUGUCAUUGCUACUCAACAAGAUCUGCACACAGCUCAAUUCUUCGAAAUCUUGAAACAAUUAGGCUUCGAUUGGGCUAACAAGUUACAACACGUCAACUUUGGUAUGGUCCAAGGUAUGUCUACAAGAAAAGGUACGGUUGUUUUCCUGGAUAACAUUCUAGAAGAAACCAAAGAGAAGAUGCACGAAGUUAUGAAGAAGAAUGAAGCUAAAUAUGCUCAAAUCGAUAAUCCAGAUGAAGUUGCGGACUUAGUCGGUAUAUCUGCGGUAAUGAUCCAAGACAUGCAAUCUAAGCGUAUUAACAACUAUGAAUUCAAAUGGGAAAGAAUGCUUUCAUUUGAAGGUGAUACCGGUCCAUACCUGCAAUACGCUCAUUCUAGAUUGAGAUCUGUGGAGAGAAAUGCCGCUGAAAUUCCAAAGGAAAAGUGGGCUUCAGCUGACUUCUCUCAACUAAAGGAACCAGCUGCCGCUCUUCUUGUUAGAUUGCUAGGCCAAUACCCAGAUGUGUUAAGAAAUGCUAUGAAGACAAAUGAGCCUGCCACUGUUGUUACCUACUUGUUCAAAUUAACCCAUCAAGUUUCUUCUUGUUACGAUGUCCUAUGGGUUGCAGGCCAAACUGAAGAGGUUGCUACUGCUCGUCUUGCACUAUAUGGUGCUGCCAGACAAGUUCUAUACAACGGUAUGCGCUUGCUAGGUCUAACACCUGUUGAAAGAAUGUAA